Xylaria bambusicola is the source of this 2347-nucleotide messenger RNA. Its product is annotated as GroES-like protein. Gene Ontology annotation, molecular function: oxidoreductase activity, acting on NAD(P)H. The transcript has 4 exons. Bases 661 to 1728 code for a protein of 355 amino acids. The record is from RefSeq and is a predicted model, not a curated record. Lineage: Eukaryota; Fungi; Ascomycota; Sordariomycetes; Xylariales; Xylariaceae.
GACAGCUUCUAGCUGACGAAUAUGAUGAUUAAUCGAAUACUGAUGUGAUUGUAGCCACUUGCCUUAGCAUCCUGUAUGUCUGGCCGCGGGGUCGGGGACUAAAUGGUAGGUUAAGACAGGGUUCAAUUAGAUCGCACCGAGGAGCUAAUGUACGAUGCCUCUGUAAGUAAUGUCUCGGCUCGGCACGCCUGCUUCUGUGUUAUCAUGCCGAGGCCGAUGUUAAGUAAGGAACUUUGCGUUACUGUAACAGAUGCCCUCUUCAGCGCAUUGCUUUGUAAUCAACGCCGAAAACUCAAGAUGAUGCCAUCGUGGGGUCAAGCGUCUAGGACUAACUAUAUACCCCCGCCGGCGAAAGUUGAGCCGAGGCAACAAGAUAUUGCCCCGACCGUUUCAUCAUAUAUAAUGGAUGACCUCGAUGCCAGUGUCGUGGUAUUGAUGAGGAUUGCUAGCAUUGCGUAAGAAUAGUGGUUCUAAAACUUCCCGUCAACGUCAGAAUUCUACAAUUGAAGCAACCUUAUUUUCCCCUCUAAAGUUGAUUAUUAAGCUACCUGUCUGUUUGCACUCGGCGGCAUCAAACACAUAAUUGAAGCCGACUUGUUCUAGUUCAACGUCUAUAUUCUUGGAAAUCUUACCGGGACUUAAAUACAUAAAGAAGGAAAGAUGGCUACCAACAAGGCAAUUGUUCUCGUCGAGAAAGGCAAGGCGGAGAUCAGAGAACUGCCUCUACCAAAGCUCGAAGAAGGCCAUAUCCUCGUUAAGGUCCACGCCGUCGGCGUCAACCCCACGGAUUGGAAGAGCGUUCACGGCGCCGAGCCCAGCCGCUUCGGGUCCCGCCUCGGAUGCGAUUUCGCCGGCGAGGUCGUUGAGGUCGGGCCCGGUCUGACGAAAAAUAUCAAGAAGGGCGACAGGAGUGCUGGUUUCGUGUUUGGCGCGAGCGUGCAUGCGCCCGACAAUGGCGCCUUCGGCGAAUACGUGGCCGUCCAAGAGCACGCACAGCUCAAGCCUCCAUCCAGCGUCACAUACGAAGAGGCAGCGACCUUUGGCGUCUCAGUGACCACAGUAGGCCAAGGCCUCUACAAGACCCUCCAGCUCCCUCUCCCCAACAACCCCGUCGCCACGCCGUUCCCGGUCCUCAUCUACGGCGGGAGCACAGCGACAGGCAUCUACGGGAUCAAGUACGCCAAGCUCUCCGGUCUGACAGUAAUAGCGACGGCGUCGCCGCACAACUUCGACCACCUGAGGUCCCUCGGCGCAGACCACGUCUUCGACUACAAGUCGCCCACCGUCGGCGCCGACAUCCGGGCGCUGACGGGCAACAAGCUGAAGCACGCGUGGGACUGCACGGGGUUCGGGGCCUCGAUCUGCGCCGCCGCGCUCAGCGACAGCGAAGAAGGGGGCAGGCCGAAGUACGCGACCAUCAUCCCCGUCAAGCGGGAGAUAUUCGACGCGGAGAACCCCGUGGUCGACGGCCCGCAUUUCACGCUCGGGUACGACGUCUUCGGCGUCCCGUACCCCCGGCUGGGCAAGCAGUUCGUGCCGGACCCGAGCGAGGUCGAGUACGCGACCAUGUUCUGGCAGACCACGCAGGGGUUGCUGGAGAGCGGGAAGUUGAUACCCCUGAAGCCUGAGGUUAAUCGGCUUGGGAAGGGAUUGGAGGGUGUGCUGACGGGGUUAGAUGAGUUGAAGAAUGAUAGGGUUAGUGGGACGAAGUUGGUGUAUACUUUGUAAGGCGUUUCGUGAUGAUGGGUGAGUGCGCGCCUUGGUGUCUGGAUACAUUUGCCGAAUAAUUAUUUUCAUUGAUGAGAUAUAGAUAUACCUAGUAAGAUUCACCAUGGCACACAUCUUUACCUAGGUACCUGUACAGGUAAUUGUUGCAAGAUACUACACAUAGAAUUACAUCGUCCUGCCCAUCCCUAUUCAGAGCCUCAAUGGGAUGUAUAAGUCCCAACAUGUUAACACUCCAUAUUCCUAUCUUCCUUUUUUGCUUGCGCGACAGCCAUCCUUCGAAUCAAUCAUACACCCUCGCCUUAUCAUUCAAAGCCUGAUGAUGUCUCCUAUCCGGCGGAGAGUCGACUCUCUUCUGCUGGUGUAGUUGUCCGAACGCGGACUUGAACUCAUCCGGGUUCUUGUGCUCGGGGUGCACGUACUUAGGCUCGUCAGACUCGUGGGAGUCCCGAUCGCGCUUUCGUGCUGCUGGAUCGAGGUUUGGUCGGAUUGACGGGUUGGCUACGGGCUUGCCUGCUGCGGCUGGACGCGAGGGGAGCAUGAAGUACGUCAAGGCUGGGAUGCCGACGAUGGCGGCGAUCAUGCUGGCGGUGUGUUAGUGCGAGAAAUAGGCGAGGUGUGU